Cuscuta campestris is the source of this 555-nucleotide messenger RNA. The record is from the annotation of a GenBank genome assembly. NCBI's taxonomy places the organism in Eukaryota, Viridiplantae, Streptophyta, Magnoliopsida, Solanales, Convolvulaceae.
GGUCUGUGGCGCGUACUUCAAGGCGGCGUACGUGGGUAGAAGAUGCUCCACCGGAGAUGUGUGGCCGAAUUUGGACGAGAUCUCGGUCCAAAUGGGGUACAUGUUUUCUUUGGACUUUUACCGGGCUUGGUUGAUGAUGAUGUGACCGUCCGAUUUUACGGGCUGUUUGGCCUUCCAUGGCACUUAUAUUUACAAGAGGUGAUAGUUCACACAGUCCGGUUCACAGAGUCUAUCUCGUGGGCAGAAGAAGGUUGUCUAUGCAAGAAAAAAACCCAGAGCCACAGGUCAGACUCAGGAUGAACGAGCGAGGAAAGGUUCAAAGAGGCCAGUCAGAAGUAUUUGUGGCAGUGGGAGCUCAGGUGGUGCUUCAGCCAAGGUUCCUAGAAGAAAGUGGGUCAGAAUCGGAGAACUAGUAUUCCAGUUGUUGGAACAUCUCCAGAAAAUUUAUUCUGAGGAUGUUUUAGGAUCCAGCAGUGUGCAUUAGCAGUGGGAGCCGGUAGGUACUAAGGACGAGUCAAGGACAGAUUUAGCUGUGACUAAAGUGUUGGAGCUCAG